This is a messenger RNA of Aedes aegypti (yellow fever mosquito), 868 nucleotides long. It is a transcript of the gene Pcd, whose product is annotated as putative pterin-4-alpha-carbinolamine dehydratase. The transcript is spliced from 4 exons. Gene Ontology annotation, molecular function: 4-alpha-hydroxytetrahydrobiopterin dehydratase activity. The coding region runs from base 95 to 760 and encodes 221 amino acids. Lineage: Eukaryota; Metazoa; Arthropoda; Insecta; Diptera; Culicidae. The record is from RefSeq and is a predicted model, not a curated record. Gene Ontology annotation, biological process: tetrahydrobiopterin biosynthetic process.
ACAGAACGAAGCAUCAACUGUGGUAAAUCAUUUGUUUUGGUUCGAGCCGUGAAACUGUUGUGUCAUAAAUCAGAAAUAAAUAAGCUUUAUACGAAUGAUGUUCAUCUCAAGCAAUGUGACUUCCCAGAUCUGUUUAAGAUGCCCUCGCUUAGCCAAAGCAACAACCCGAUACUGCUCAAGUCAACUGUGGUCCGAUGCUACUCCAUUGCGUCGGUGGGUGGUUGUUGAGGGGAAUACGCAACAAUCGCCGGCGGCAUGUGGAGCUGCGAAGGGUGGCACUUGGAAACCGAUUGUCUGGCCUCUGUUGUGUUGUUCACAGCAACGAUCGUACGCGGGGAUCUUUGGAACACGUCGCCAGUUGCAUAUCAGCAUCAGCAGCAGUAGCAGUAGUGCUAGUUCCAUCGGAUCGACUACACAAUCAGUUUCACCGGUUUCAGCGUCAGCCAAGAAGCGAAAAAUGGUCGUAAAACUAACUGAGGACCAGCGCAAGGAACAGCUGCAGCCUCUGCUCGAUGCCGGCUGGACCAUGGUCACAGGGCGUGACGCCAUCUACAAGGAGUAUCUGUUCAAGAACUUCAACGAAGCGUUCGGCUUCAUGACUCGCGUGGCUUUGCUGGCCGACAAGAUGGACCAUCAUCCGGAGUGGUUCAACGUGUACAACAAGGUGCAGGUCACUCUGGCCACCCACGAUUGCAGUGGCUUGAGCGAACGAGACGUUAAACUGGCCAAGUUCCUGGAAGAAAUUGCCAGCAAGUACUGAGAGGAAUGGAGAGUAAUACUCAACGCAUGUAAAUUGUUGUUGUAGUUGUAUUUUAACCUUAAGAUGUUAAUCAGUCAAUAUGAAUAAAAUAUGUCAUCUCACACUAAA